Molecule: messenger RNA, 447 nt
Organism: Rhizoctonia solani
Lineage: Eukaryota; Fungi; Basidiomycota; Agaricomycetes; Cantharellales; Ceratobasidiaceae
Product: alpha/beta hydrolase family protein
Exons: 2
Coding region: 1-447 (148 amino acids)
Source: RefSeq, a predicted model, not a curated record
AUGCCAAUAGCCCUCGUUAUCCCAGCCCGGGAAGGAGACUAUUACCAAACUAUCGCGCUACGGAUUGCGCACAGUCUCUACACAUAUUUGAAACUGGAUUGCACCAUCCUCAGGGAUUCUGAGCUCCAAGGACGUGUUCUGGAAGGUCGAAGUGUGGUGGUGAUCGGAGGACAUCAUAACAAAUAUGGAAUGGCGGUCCGCUCGAGCCCCUUGCGAAUUUUGCCUGAUGGAUCAAUCGUUACCGGGCAAAAAAGAUAUAACAUAAAUGGGGUAGGAGCACUAUCCUUUCACAAGGACCACGUUUAUAUGGAUGCCUUGGAUCUAAGUGGUUACGAACGAAUUCUGAGAGCAUUCCCUCUGAGAACAGGCGUCCCUGGCCCCGAGUGGAUGAUUAUUGGCCCGGAAAGCGAUACGAAGGGGUUUGGAGGGAUUCUCGCGACGGGGUGA